UAACGACAUUACUAUAUUGUAAUUCACGUUAACCAGGAAUACCGGAUGCUAACUGACAAGAGUUUUCAUAUAAACGAUCGCUCGAAAAUCCAAGAUAUCUGUCAAAAGCCAACCCUAUUAUGACUAAGAAAUAAAUUGCUUCACAUUGUCAUCCAAUUCGGAAAUGUUAUUGAUUUGGAGUGUACUGAUCCCCAUUGUAUGUUUAUGGACGGUUGGCAUAAUUUUCAUGUGGUCAUUUGAUAUUAACGAUUCGAUUAUUACCUAUUCACUGUUUGACUCGGUUUGCAAGAAUGUCUACUUUAAACAAUGUACACAGUCAAGAAGUUCAUGGCUUAAAUGCAUCGGAGAUAUAAACAGACCGAACAGACAACACAGACGGAACCACACAGAUCUAACGUCAAAAUGGCCACCGUCUUCUAUAGCUGGGUUGUUUGAUGAUGCGUUGCCAAUAAUCAAUCUUGCUUUACGUGUUCCAGUUGCUAAGAAUGCUGAGAAUCCUUUCGAUAGCCCAUACUAUCGAAAAUAUCUACGCCUCACCACAAGAAAUGAGGACAACAUAAUGAGAUCCCCGGGUCUCUGGUCAUCCGGAUACAAUUUAUUUCCUCAAACAUUAGAUUUUGACAAAGUGAUAUACGAUUAUGAAAAGGGUUUUCCAUCAACCACAUUGCCAAUAAACAAUCCGGACAUAUUAGUAUUACGACUGCCAAAAAGUAUUUGCAACCCAUGUGGGAGAGAACGUGUUCCUGACUUAAUUGUUGUGAUCAAAUCCUGUAGCUACUGUUCGAAUGAACGGGACCAUGCACGAAAUACAUUUAUGCAGAGGCACUUAUGGUCGAAUAUCACUGUCCAGUUCGUCUUUGUUGUGGGUAUACCCUAUCCAAAUGAAUCAAACAUGUUCACAUUUGGUAAUUAUAAAUUUCAACUGAGAAAUUCUUGGUGGAGGUUAUCGAGGAAGCAUGACAGAGAUAGAUGGACGUUUAUUAAACGACUUGCAAUGGAAGCAGAUUUUCACGAAGACAUUUUGGUUGGUUCUUUUCAUGAUACAUAUUUUAAUCUGACCACAAAACUCAUAUUUACAUUUCGUUGGUUGUCAGCACUUUGCCCGGAUUCAGUGCCGUUAUUCCUCUUUGUAGAUAAUGAUUAUGAUUUGGUUCCAUGGAAUGUGAUCAAGUUUUAUAGAAAUCACACAACAGAUUGUUUGAGAGAAUUGACUGGCGGGCUUCGACACAAAGUUUCCAUUGUUAUUAGACCAAGCUAUGAUGGUAAUAUAAGUAACGUUUGGGCGGUAAUGUUUAAGGAAUUCCCAUGGGCAAGAUAUCCUCCCUACUUUUAUGGGGCUACCUAUAUUUUGGGCUCGAAUAUCGUCAAACGACUAGCAAUUGCCAGUGCAUUUACGCAGCAUAUUCGUAUUGACGAUGCUUACUUGGGUAUACUCUUCAACAAACUGAAUAUUAUUCCUCAAAACCUUGACAUCAUUUCUCUCUCAAGUGGGAGACCUAAUAUAGAGUCAGGUGCAAUCAACGUACCACACUAUAUAAGUAAACGCAUAAUCGAUUGGAAGGCAGGUAAGCUCAGAUCCAAUCAUAGAUAAUACAGACGCUUGCUGUUGUCAAUAUAUACUUGUUUCAGUUUUCUUAUUCACUUUAUUUACCUAGAAUAUUUGAUUAUUUGAUAAGGCAGCCCAUCAUUUAUUACCAAUGCGAUCGCCAUAUCUGCCUGUAAAUCAUAUAUUUGGGUUAUUUUAUUUUAAUAUUUCGAUUAUCAACGUAAUUAUCUGUGAAUAAUUUUCAGUCGGAUGAAAUUGAAUUUGACUGAUUGUCUGAUUGGUUUCUUUUCACAAACUAAAUUAUUUUUAAUUAUCUUCCUGAAAAUAUUUUUUUAUCUAUUUGUAAUACUGUAUUGAUGAACUUAGAUGCUGUUCACUCUGCCGAUACUUUUCAAAUCGUCAUAUCCCGUGCUAUUACAAACAUGAAAUGUUUUCAAUAAUUGUUUUAUAUUGAAUAUAUUUCCCUUAACAUUUUUUACUUGUUGACUGGUGCGAGAUUAUUUUUACUGCAUUUCUGUGCUAUACGAAUGAAAUAUUUUUCGCUGUUUUCACUUUACUUUCGAGUUGAAAACAUAAAUUACGAAUGAUCUACUGGAUAGGGAUUGAUUUCCUUCAAUCUUCUGAUAAUAAUUAAUGUAGAUUUGCUUUUGUCUAAUGUAUGGUUAAUAUUUUUAACAAUGGCCAUGUAAACUGUGUGUUUAUUUGAAUGUUAGAUAAUUAUUUGCUCACCUGCGAUUUGAUUUCCAAUCGGUUUGCAUUGGUGAAUAUAUUUUCUUCUUCUUGGA
Schistosoma bovis is the source of this 2331-nucleotide messenger RNA. Lineage: Eukaryota; Metazoa; Platyhelminthes; Trematoda; Strigeidida; Schistosomatidae. The record is from the annotation of a GenBank genome assembly.